AUGAUUUGUUGUAAACAUUAUUCAUUCAAUCUUGCAUGUCCUUUCGGAGAAGUUGUAGCUAGUUUUGAUAUAAAUCUUAUAGCAAAUGCUACGUACAAGCACAAUUUUGGCAAAACUCCUGUGACGAAAGGAAUUGAUUUUUUAAGUGUUAAUGAUAUUGAGAGAUAUGAUGCAAAUUGUUGGUUAAUGAGUCCGCCAUGUCAACCAUAUACACGUGGUGGAAAGGGGUUAGAUGAUCAAGAUCCAAGAGCAAAAGGGUUACUUCAUUUGAUUGAUGUUUUGCCUAAAUUAUCUAAUCCACCUGAUUAUAUUUUUCUUGAAAAUGUUCUGAAUUUUGAGAAAUCAAAAUCUCGAGAAAAACUAAUUACUCAAAUAUGUUUAAUGAAUUACGAAAUUCAUGAAUGUUUAUUAACUCCUUUACAAUUUGGUAUUCCAAAUGAUCGAUUACGAUAUUAUUUGAUGGCACGAAAAAUAUCAACUUUUAAUAAAUCUGAGAAAGUAAUCACAUCACAAAAAUAUUUUGAACAGGCAAUGAUAUAUACAUCUUGGCCAUUUGAAUGUAUGUUGAAUAAUAAUAAGGAAAAUAAUAAAUGUCAUCACUGGAAGCAGCAACAAGGUCAACAACCUUUAGAAUUUAAUGUUCCUGAGCUGAACAGCUAUAUUGAAAGUUGUUUGGAUGAGAAAGAAUUAAAAAAAUAUCUGGUUCCUGAAAAGAAUAUUUUGAAAAGCUUUAAUUUUAAAUUUGAUAUUGUAAGGCCAACUGAUAAAAGAUGUUCAUGUUUUACAAAAUCUUAUGGUAGUCAUCAUGUAUUUGGAAGUGGUUCACUUAUACAAACUAAAAAUUUAGAGUUUACAGAUUACGAGUUUGAAAAUCCCAAAUCAUUACUCGAACUUGGAUUAAGAUAUUUUACGCCAUUAGAAAUUGCUAAAUUACAUGCAUUUCCUUCGAAAUCUGAAUUAUCAAAAAGUCCUAAUAGAAAAAAUGAAAAUAGGCUUGAUUCUUUUAACAAUAAUUAUGCCCCAAAAUUGUUUAAUGAUUUUGAAUUAAUGCAAUCAUCAAAUUAUUUGGAAUUUCCUGAUGAUAUUAGUUUAAUUCAAAAAUAUAGAUUGUUGGGAAAUAGUUUAAAUGUAUUUGUUGUUUCAGAAUUACUAAGAUGCGUUUUAUUUAAUUUACAAGUAUGGAUUUGUGGUCUUUUCAUGCCUGAAGCAUUUAUCACGGCCACCCGCCAAGCAGUAGCACAAAAACAUAAAUGGUCUUUAGAAGAAUUAGUAUUAGAAAUUGCUCUCAACAAGAGUGGAGAUCCUGAUUCUUUCGUAUUAACUGGGUUUAAACUUGAAGAUACGUUUUACCAAGCACUGAAUGGAAAGACAAUCAUAUGGGUCUUUGUGCAAGUCGAGGAAGCUACACCAACUACUGAAGCAACUAUAAACCUUCCAGUUUAUCUUAAUGAAGAUCGUUCUGAUUUGCUCUUUAUUGUUAAUAUUGAAAGCAAAAGUUACUGA
Molecule: messenger RNA, 1503 nt
Organism: Cetraspora pellucida
Lineage: Eukaryota; Fungi; Glomeromycota; Glomeromycetes; Diversisporales; Gigasporaceae
Source: the annotation of a GenBank genome assembly